Magallana angulata is the source of this 4784-nucleotide messenger RNA. Its product is annotated as tubulin-specific chaperone cofactor E-like protein. The coding region runs from base 1993 to 3309 and encodes 438 amino acids. The transcript is spliced from 7 exons. The record is from RefSeq and is a predicted model, not a curated record. NCBI's taxonomy places the organism in Eukaryota, Metazoa, Mollusca, Bivalvia, Ostreida, Ostreidae.
AAUUGAUAAAAAUAAUUUGAACAGUCAACAUAUUUCACCUUCUUGGUGGUGAAACAGUACAUGUAGUAAAAUCUUUCAGGAAUUUUUUCGUAUAAAAAUUUAUACAGAAUAUAUUUCUAAAUUCGUUUAAGAAGUCCAAAACUGUGUGCCACUUUUUGUGCACAAUAAACAUAAAUAAUAUACAGUUUUUUGUAUGGGUGGAACUGUAGUACUACAGUCUGUCAACCCAAAUUUUCCUUUAAUAAAGCUACAGUUCUGCAGCUACAACAACAUGAGCAAGGGUAUAGAGUAACCACAACAAAGCAAACAAUACUGUAAAUUCCUAAUUAAACGUGAGGAAUCAAUAUCCAAAUAAAAUUGCGAGAAGCAUCCCUCGCGGAUUUUAAAAUCUUGCCAUUAUUUUCUGAGAGUUGAAAACUAUAGGAAAUAAGGAGAAAAGUUCAACGUUCGCAAUUUUAUAUUCUCGCGAUUUGAUACAAACCAGCUGGAUCACGAAAUUAAGUACUCACGUAAUAUAAGGAAUUUACAGUAAUUUCUCAAUAAACAAUGUAGUAGGAGUUAAAAAAUAAAAUUCAAACACAAUAUUUAAUUCGUCUGCAGCAUACUUGAGAGACUUAUAGUUAAAAAUGGAAGCCAUCUUCCCAACAUCCUUCAGAUAUGGUGGCCAAACAAAAUAACAAAUGAAGACCUUUGGAGAAGAACUAACCAAAUCCCUAUUCCACAAGAGAUUAAAAUGAGAAAAUGGAAAUGGAUUGGUCAUACCUUAAGGGAAGGCAGAUCUAACAUCACCUGUCAAGCCCUCCAAUGGACCCCACAAGUGAAGAGGAAAAGGGGAAAACCAAGACUAACCUGGAAAAGAGUCCUUGAAAAAGAAAUGGCCAAGAAAGGACACAGCUGGAACUCCAUCUACCAACUAGCAAAGGACAGAGCUCGAGAGAAGUGGAGAAGAAUUGUCUGUGGCCUAUGCUCCACAGGGGAAUGAGAAAGGCUUAAGUCAUGUAAAUCAUCUUCCAAAGGCAAGGGUUUCUGAUCUGCACCCCAUCUCACGUGGAUCAGAAACCCUUGACUUGGGAAGAAUUAGAAAGGAAGCCUAAAAUUUUGCUGAUUUCAUUUGGAAAAUGGAUAGCAUGCCACAGUUUGCAAAAAUUUAAUAAAGAAUAUUCAUCCUAUAUGUGUAUAAAACUUGAGCUUGGUUUAAAGUAUAAAAAAAUUUAGUAUCUAACCCAGUAUUUUAUUCAACAGUACCAGUCAUGUUUUUGCACUCUAUAUUUACAGGUAAUACUACACUUGGUACUACGGAGUGUUGAUUUUAUAUUCAAUCUAGUUUAAUUCAGAGCUGUUAACCUGCUCUGAUGCAAUAGAUUUUGCUGUGUUACUUGAUAAUGAUCAGGGAGAAAUAAUGACUGACCAGACACUGCUUCAACCUGUGCCCAAUAAAAAUCUCUAGUCAGGUGCUCUAGCUACCAAAUGAGCUUUCUGGCUGCAUUUUACAAAAGAACUUACAAAAGAGUCAUAAAUAUUUUCAGUCUCAAGGAAUGAUAUUUAAAGAACAAAACUUAGAGAGAACCAUAUUUAUACAACUACUCUGAUUUCCAUUAUAAUAUUUUACAGCCAUGAGAAUGAAACAUUCAUUGACUAGUUUGUUUUUAAUUACUAAAUUAUUCAUUAAUUUGCUAACAUUAUCGUAAGUUCUGUUGUAAAACAUAGCCUGGUGCCUAAAUCAAACUGAUCUAACCAUCACAUUCUUCCUUUUAAAUGAUGUUCACCCUUGAAGAUCACACAUCCAAAGUGUUUCCCCUGGCAGGGUUUAACAUGUCAGUUCCAGGGGUAACAGCUCCAAAUUUGCAAGAUGGGGGAAAAAAAUGAUGGGCCAAACCAAAAAUCAAACCUACGUCUCCUGAAUUCUUUAGUCAGGUGCUCUACUUAAUGAAAAUUUCUGAUACCAGUAAUCAAACCAGUCUGAUCAUCGCUUAAACCGCAAAGAUCGAGAAAAUGACUUCUUUGGUGGACGCCAUCAUAGAAAAAUAUGGCCCGGGGGAGGACGAGUCUUUUGAUUUCAUAGCUGUACCCAGGAGACGGUUGGAAUCGACUUCUAGUGAGAAUGAUGCCCUGAUACUACCAUCUGUCCUUGUUCUGGACAACAGCGGUAUAAGCUGCAUCGGGGACAAGACAAAACUGAAGGAGAUGUGUCAUAACACUACAGAACUAGAUCUCACCAAGAACCACCUCACGGACUGGGGGGAGGUCUUAUGUCUAAUAAAUGGUAUGCCAAAACUUCAGUUUUUGAAUUUAUGUACCAAUGCAUUAGAAAAUGACUCCUGGCCACAGGCCCCAAGUGUGGGUGCUUUCUCGCAGCUUGAGCACCUGAUUCUGAACAACACUGGAGUAUCAUGGGACGUCACACAUAACCUUCUAAAGCUUUGUCCCAUAGUGAAAGAGAUACAUUUAAGUUUGAAUGACCAUGAUGAUAUUUCAUUGCCCGAACCUUUCCAAAUUUACCCAACUGUAAAGAAAAUUCAUAUGUCUAAAAACAAGAUAAGAAACUGGUCUGAGUUGCACAAAGUGGGCAGACUCUUCCCAAACAUGGAGCACUUUGUCAACAUUGAGUCUGACUUGGAGAAUCUUAAGUCUAAUGCUGAGGAAGAAAACACAAUUUCAGAGACAUUCUCCAAUAUGAAAAGUCUAGCUCUUACCCAAACCAAAGUCCAGAGCUGGGAAGACUUGGAGGUACUCCGCCUCUGUCCAGUGCUGGGAGAUCUUAAGGUUUUGGGAAUUCCAUUUUUAGAGGAGAUAGAAGAGAAGUCAAGACGGCAACAGUUGAUUUCUAGAUUACCCAACAUUCAAUGUCUGAAUGGAACACCCAUCUCGGAUUGUGAGAGAGAGGACGCUGAGAGAGCCUUUAUAAGGCUUUACAUGGACAGCGAAUAUAAACCAUCCAGGUAUUUUGAGUUGGAGGCAUUGCAUGGAAAACUGGAUCCUUUGGCAACAGUUGACAUGGAUGUCUGCACUAAACUGGAUCUAGAGUUUCAUGUCCCAUUUCAAGGGAGAAAAGAAAGACUGGAAAUCAAUACACUGCAAACAGUCAGGGAGCUGAUGAAAACAAUCUCCAAAAUUGUUGGUUUACCAGCAUCAAAACUUAAAGUGUAUCGUAGAGUUAUUUUUGAAGGAGACCUACUAGAUACACAGCUCAUGUCAAUGUAUCCAAAGAAAAACCUGUGGUCUUAUAAUAUGACUCAUGAAGAUGUUAUUGUAUGUGAUCACAAAGAUAAUCCGUCAGUUGUAAAAGAUGCUAGAGUGAUAUUUUGCUAAGUUUUCUGCCGGUAGAUGAAUAGUCAUGAAUCUACAGACCAAUUAGCCUCCCUGUAAUAUCUCCACUAAAUACUUAAGUGGUUUUUUUUAUUGUUUUUGAGAAAAAUCAAAUAUAGUUAUUUGGAAAUCCUAAAUAGUUGUACAUUUAGUGCAUGCGCGGAUCUAGAGGGGGGGUCGGGGGGGUCCCGACCCCCCCUGAAAAAUGAAAAUUUAUUAAAUUUACAUAGUAAAAUUAUCGCGAAAAUAUGCCUCGGACCCCCCCGGGCAAACACAAUUAUCCUUUGGACCCCCCCCCCUGGAAAAAUUUUCUGGAUCCGCGCAUGUAGUGCAAAUCAUUCGAUAACACAUGAAACUAUCUGACAUCUGUUUUCAGCAAUAUACUGUAUAUCUGGUUAUUAUUCCUUUAAUAUUUAUUUUCCAUUGAUGUUGUCGUCUUAAACUUUUCACAUUUUGAUCUUCUCAAAAACCACUGGGUCAAUUUCAAUCAAACUUGGCACAAAGCAUUAUUUGCUGAAGGGUUUUUCAGUUUAAUUGUUCAAAUGAAGGACCACGAUAUGAUUUAUAAUUAUUGAAAAAAUGUUGGUGUUUUUCAAAAAUCUUCUAAUUUAAAACCGUUGCCAUGCAGAAAAGCUGAAACUUGUGUUGAAGCAUCCUCCAGAAGUGUAGAAUCAAGUUUGUUCAAAUCAUGAUUCACGGGGGUAUAGGUCAAGGCCACAAUGAGAAGUCAAAUUUUUACAUAGGAAUAUAUAUUAACGAAAAAUAAAUGAAAUCUCAAAAAUCAAAUUGCGAGAAAAGCUGUAGCUUGUGUUGAAGCAUCAUCAGGAAGUGUAGAUUAAAGUUUGUUAAAAUUAUGAACCCCAGAGGUAGGGUGGGCUACAAUAGGAGGUCAAAUUUUUACAUAGAAAUGUAUAGAGAAAAAUUUUCUGGAAUACCAUUCAGCCAGAAAAGCUGAAACUUGUGUGAAAAUUUCUAAUUAUGAUUCCCCGCAGAAGUGUGUACAACACGGCACAAAUAUAUUGAAACAACAAAAGGGGCUUGAUAUUUCACAUUAAAAUAUGUGAAUAAAAGUCAAAAGAUUAAUUUUUUAAUUUUAAGCAAGAUAUAUACUGUACUUAAUUGUCAAGAUAUUUGAUUAUGAUACUAUAAUGCUGAUUUUAUCAGAGUUUUGGCUAUUGUUGCUCAGGUGAGGGUUGUUUUGUUAAAUUUGCUUACACAUUGCAAAAUAUAUAAUCAGCAGAAAUUAUAUUCAGUAUUGUUUACAUUGAAAUUCUGCUUAUUUGCAAGAAAAUGAGCUACGCAAUUUAAAAAAAGAUUACAUUUUCCGCCCAUUUUUGCAAAUCGUUUUAUGCGAAAAAAAAAACCCUAGAUAAACAAUUACAGUGUACAUGUAUGUCAUUUCCCAGUAAUAUACUUCUAACAGAUAAUAUCAUGCAUUAUUUAAAAAAGAGCUAUUGAAUAAAGGUGCUAUUUUUACA